Messenger RNA from Amoebophrya sp. A120, 780 nucleotides. Lineage: Eukaryota; Dinophyceae; Syndiniales; Amoebophryaceae. The record is from the annotation of a GenBank genome assembly.
AUCGUAACAAGUAAGUUGGACCAGGUUCAAAAUCAGAUUGUUUGUAAACUGGAAUUCGUUCAUCUUCGUCUCAUCUGCCGGAUUCUAAAUGCUCACUUCGUGUAGGAGUCGUGCGGGAUAAGUUAAGUACCUACUUACUGGAUUGCGCAAGCACGACUCUGACGCCGGCACUCGUGAUGGGACGCAAGGGCCCUCGUUUGGUGAAAGUAUAAUCUCUCACGUGCGCUUUCCCAUCUUCGUAAUCGCAACCGUAAAAGUCUCCAGAUGUUGAAGAUCUCCGCGCGCGUAGACGUCCAGCGCAAUUCGUAAUCGUCAAUGUGUAAUGGAUAAGUCACAGGUGACGACUUGGGCUGUAGUUGAAAAGCGUAGGGAUACUCGUGCAAUUUCGUUCAGCCUCAAAAAUAUGCCAUUUCGUCGAACGACGUUGAAUCAGCGGAUUAUGGUGAAGUAGGAGGAGGCAAUUCCAGAAUUAAAGUUUGCUGGUUCAUCUUUGGACUGAACGAUAAUUUCUAGACCCGCGUACUACACUCCACUAAUUUGAAGUAAAACAGUUCCUCCUCGUUUUUUCGUGCUGUCUACUCGUAUUUUAACAACGAGGUUUGGCUCCACUGAUACGGUCAGCUACAGUUUCUCAGCUACAGUUUCUUGUUUGUUUCUCGUGAGUGUGAAGCAAGAACGUACAAAAAGUGUCGCUCGCUAGACGAUUUGUAAAAUUGUCGAUCAAGUACGCAAAACAUGCCGAAGAAGCUGCCAGCCAUCGCCGCCGCGACCUGCCUCCUC